AUGCUUACGGUUUUAUUAGACUGCUGGUAUCGCCUCUGUCAUCCACUGGUUCGAGUUAGCCCACCAGAGGCAGCCGAGACAGUGAGCAGAGUCAAGGAGAUACAUGACAAGACGAUCAAUCUUAAGCGGUGGGAGCGAGUUCCCUUUCCAAGCCCGCUAGAUCAUUACUUCGAUUUUGUCUAUACCAUCGAUCAGGAUGCUGGCACCUUCAUUAUUUCAAAGUGGACGGAUGAUGGCAUACGAACGCCCCUAGCAUACGAAGCCAGGCUUGCCGAUAUAUGCGACAACUCUAGUAUUUCCAUCGAGUCCUUGCGAGAAUCGCCUCUCCCCUCAAUUCUUGAUUCUGGAAAAGACCGGGACCCGGGAUUUGACUCGGUCAGCUUGAAACCAUUAAACAUCCAGACUAGUCUGCCUACGGCCAUGUUGGAGCUUCAACAACAGUUCUUCUUGGAUUUUGUCUAUCUAUGGCGCACCUGGAUUGAUGACCCUAUCACCUGGCAUUAUGGAAGCCGUGUAUUCAAAGCAUUUAGCAGAGCUAUCCUAUGUCUCGCUUCAUGGGAUUUUGAAGUGUCUUACAAUUGCGACGUACCAUUGCCUGUCAAUCAUAGCUCGAUUCCUCGCUGGCAGUUUCCCGAAGAAGAAUCGUAUUGGUUUCAUGAAUUUCUCAUUAUGCUGCAACCAGAUCUUGAGUCGCGUCAAAUGCUUCUAACGGCCAUCGCUGGAGCCAAAGCGCUCAUUCGCAGUUCGAGUCGCACAACCCACAAAGCUCGGUCCAUCCUUAUCUCACCGCGCCAUAUCGCCUUCGUUGAAAUCUUCGAGGACACCGUUGCGUGUAGCAAAGUUCUCCCGCUACUGGCUGAUUCCUCGGCAUCAAAGUGCUCCCCGGGCUUCCGAGUAUUAGCUCAGGCUCUAUCUACUGACUGCUGGAAAGAGACCUGGGCUCACCGAGAGAAGUGGCCUUAUCAUAUACCACCGGAGAUCUUAUCAGAGAUUCUCCACAGCUCGGAGCCCAGAGAUGCAGUGUCUUUUGCACAAGCCUCCUUCGAAGCUGAACGCUCGUACUACGCUUCAGUGCCCCAGUUCAAGCAUGUUUCUGUGCAUAGCCUGUACCUUUCUAUACCCUGUUGCGGCGAUCGAACUGGAUUAGAGGAUUUGGGCGUAUACUGUAGCAAAUGUCGUAUAUGGCAGCAUCAAAAGUGUAUUGGGCUAGAAACCCUGCCAUCUGAAAAUUCAUUUACAUGUGCCACCUGUCUUAAGGAGGACCAGAAAAAGACACAACUCACACCCGGCGGUAUUAACAGGCUGGAUGGGCGGCUUGGAAGAAAAGCUCGCGCUAUCACAAUCGAUGGAUCCAUGAAGGACCUUCGAGUGCGGCUCUCCAAACCUGCGCACCUUCGACUGGAGCUACGAAAUAUUGGGGAUCUAAUCCAUAGAUUCCCGAAAGGCUUGGUUGAUUUUACUAUUCGGUUCAAUGGGGACUUUACAGGAUUAGCAUAUGGCCUGGAUGAUAUAGAAGUUGAAAGCAACUGCCGAUAUUGA
Molecule: messenger RNA, 1539 nt
Organism: Penicillium concentricum
Lineage: Eukaryota; Fungi; Ascomycota; Eurotiomycetes; Eurotiales; Aspergillaceae
Product: PHD finger domain-containing protein
Exons: 1
Coding region: 1-1539 (512 amino acids)
Source: RefSeq, a predicted model, not a curated record